AAGGACCGCCGCUGGAGGAGCAUUUCCGAGGCCGAGCCGCACGCGAGAGAGAGCAGAAGCUGCACCCGCAGGACAAAUAAUGCCGCCGAGUGGGCCCCUGAUGCACCGCAACCCAGCCCGCUCAUGUUGCGGCUCGACUUGGCGCUGAAGUGAAGGACGACAUUUAGGCAUGUCUUGGGGCCCAGGUGGAACUUUUCUGCUGCCUCUUCUGGCUCUCAUUUCAACUUCAAAGGCUCUGCAACUCUCGACGCAGCAAACUUUUUCGGUGGCCGAGGAGACACUCGAGUCUGCUCUGGACACGGUGACGAAAAGUUACUCGUGCGGACAGACAGCCGAGCCGUUCGACCACCCCCACAUGCUGCACAACGCCACCCCCGCGUUGAUCCAACCUCACCUGCAGACGGCACUUGAAGCUGGUGCUUUUCUCUCUGUGUUGCCCCCUGACGUGGGUCCCAAGGGGUUAGGUCUGCUGUGGCGCACCCUGCGCACUCCUCGCACCCCCGCCUCGCCGAUAGGCCUCGUAUUUCACGACACUUCCAAAAAGCUGGUGUGGUUCCUGCGAGAAUCGGGCCGCACAUUCUACAGCGCUUCGAACAACACUCUGGCCCAGCGAUACUCUCAGCUGGCAGGCGCCCUGACCACCCCUGCCAAUAAUUCCACUACUGGCCCGCUCUGGAGCCGUCCUUUCUGGGACUGCGACGCCUCUCAAUGGGUCCUGGCUGCAAUAUUCCCCGUAGCCAGCAGGGGCUCUUUGUCUCUGCUGCUGCCUCUCAAGUCGCUGGAUGUUGAUCAGUGCGACGACGAGAACGCGUCGCUGUUCAAGGGAACGCACAAGUGCGACCCGGCCACAUCGACGUGCGUCUUCGUUGCUGGCCGCGGAUUCUGCUCAGGCGCCUAUUCCUGUCGCUGCGUGGAAGGGUUCUUUGACCCUGAGGGCCCUGACAACUGGACGGGCCUUCUGCCCAGCAGCGAAACUCCCCUGGGGCCGCGCACCUGCGUCCAGUGCCCUGACGAGUGCCAACCUUGCAAGGGCGGCCGCUGCGAGGCAAAGUUGCAGCCCACCCUGAGGGCCGCCCUCUUGGCCACGCAGGCCGUCUGCAUGACCAUCACCUUUGUUAUUUCCGUCGCUGUUUUUCGCAACAGGAAGAGAAAACCGCUGUCAUCCAGCAUGUGGACUAUGUUGGAAACCAUCUUAUUUGGCACUUUCCUUCUAUACGCAGGGGUGCUGAUUCGGUAUUUCAAUCCCUCAGUGGAGUUUUGUCUUCUCGAAACCUGGUGCAGAGAGUUUGGUUUCGUUAUCUGCUACGGGGCAAUCAUUCUUAAGCUAUAUAAAAUUUUAAUUGAAUUUCGGACGCGCAAGGCACACCGCUGGGUGGUCAGAGACAAAGACCUGCUCAAAUAUUUGACAGCGAUGGUGCUGAUCGCUUUUGUUUACUUGGCUGGCCACACAGCCACUGCCCUUCACACCCUGCAAGAGAGGCCGGGGGCCUUGAUGGCCAGAGGGCGGACCCUGCAGGGUGUUUCGUUUCCGACGUGCAAACCUCUGUGGUGGGAGCUGGUGACGCAGGCCGGAGAAUUCGGCCUACUUAUUUUUGGCCUGCACCUCAGCGUGGCCAGCAGGAACGCGUUCACGCAAUAUCGGGAGCGCGAGUUCCUGUGCGCGGCCCUGGUGGUCGAGCUCCUGGUCAGCGUGCCCUUCUACGCGCUCAGGGCGUUGGCCUGGCCCCACCUGCACCCUGACGUGGCCUUCACUGCCUACGUGGCCCGCUCCCAACUCACCAACUCCAUUGUCCUGCUGCUCAUUUUCGUUCCAAAGUGGUGGUAUUGUCACUUGGCCGCCAAGCAAAAGCCCAACGCGCGGCCCUAUCCGUUGCUGGGCGAAGCUCCGGCUCCGGCCAGUCCGGCCCUGGGCGCGUGUGUGGACGCCGACUUUGCCGAAGUCAGUCUGGCCGACAUGAACCCAGAAGACAUUCGGGAAACUUACCAGGCGGAGCUGAAGCGACUUUACACUCAACUGGAGGUGCUCAAAAACAAAACUAUUCGAUACGACAACCCUCACAUUUCCAAGCGGCGCGGCGGACGAAAGGUGGCGCACAGACGCUUCUCCCUGCAGAAGAAGGGCAGCCGCGAAAAGGCGCUGCACCACAGGCAAAAGUCGUCCAAGCAUCACGGCCACCACGACAAUGAGGACGGAGGAGAAGUGUCGCGCACCCCUGAAGACUCGGUGUGCAGCAUCGAGGGCCCCAGCGCAAUCUAUAACGACGGCCCCUCGGUGGCCUACAGCGAGUACAACUACAGCCGCAAGUGAGACCCACCGACGGUCCCUGUCCUGAUAAUUAUUCUGCUCUCCAACAAUAUCAAUUAUAAUAGUACCCUAAUAUUUUUGCAAUUCACGCCUCGAAACCGACCAAUUUGAAAAGCGCGGACUAAUUUUUUUACACUAAUUUUAUCAAUCCUUUUCAUUGAAAUCGAGGCUUCAUAUCUUUUGAAAAUUAUCUCUUGCCUUAAUUUUUUCAUUAAUCAAAAAUUGAUCUCACAAAAGGGGUACGCACAUCUGAAAAUGCAGAGCAAAAAUAUCAGGCUGAUUGGACACACUAUAUUACAAAAAGAUAAGGCGGUUUUGUGCUUAAAUCCGAUGUUAGGAAGCAGCUUGGACCAAAGAUUGUAUUAGACAAUAGAUAGGCUACUAGAAAUUAAGGUCCUCAUCUUGAUCAGUGUUUUGGCCGCAGGGUUGCCGCGCAUUAAUUAAGGAAAGAAAGAAAGAGGGAACUAUAACCAGCGCAACUAAUUUAUAAAAAAAAGAAAAAGAAAAUAUAAUUAUAUUCAAGUGUUCAGUCCCCCCAGGAUGUGUAUGCAACCCUUUGUUACCCAAAAGCAGAGCAUCAUCAUCGAAAAAAUGCGGAAGAAUUAAAAAACUCAAACUUGUUGUUAUUUCGUUUUGAAUGAGAGCAUUUGAAUGAAAGAGAUAAAAGCACUGCAGAUAUAAACUCAAACAAAACUAAGGCAAUGAAACUGUAUAAAUUAUUUUGAUGUUUUUUUUUUUAGAACAAAGUGAAAUUUGAACGUUGGAUUUUCUUUUAAACACGAGGAAUUAAUUGCAUAAUUUGAUUGAGCACAAAGAAAUGUACUGUUAAGGGGUUAACACGCCGCAUAAAUAAUUAUAUAGCCAUCAACAUGUGAUAAUGUUGGAAUGACUGGACAGAGCGAAUGUGUUCAGCUAAAUGUGCGUGCAAGUUAAAUUAAGUUUAUGAAAAAUAGGACAAAACUGUGUAAUAGCUAUAAAAAAAUAUUAAUAAUUAUAAGCUAAAUAAAAAUUUCCCCUAUUAUGAUGUGGAAA
Messenger RNA from Neocloeon triangulifer, 3337 nucleotides. It is a transcript of the gene smog, whose product is annotated as probable G-protein coupled receptor 158. Gene Ontology annotation, biological process: G protein-coupled receptor signaling pathway. The transcript has 15 exons. Gene Ontology annotation, cellular component: membrane. Gene Ontology annotation, molecular function: G protein-coupled receptor activity. NCBI's taxonomy places the organism in Eukaryota, Metazoa, Arthropoda, Insecta, Ephemeroptera, Baetidae. The coding region runs from base 170 to 2308 and encodes 712 amino acids. The record is from RefSeq and is a predicted model, not a curated record.